This is a messenger RNA of Symbiodinium pilosum, 1443 nucleotides long. NCBI's taxonomy places the organism in Eukaryota, Dinophyceae, Suessiales, Symbiodiniaceae. The record is from the annotation of a GenBank genome assembly.
AUGUUUGAGCCAGAAGAGCCCGAGAGUGUGAAUGAAAACAAAAUGUGGUACUCGCAGCUCGUAGGCCCAUCUUUGCAGGAUUUCGGAGAAGGUAAGUGGCGGGCUGUGGUGCCAGUUCCUGGCAACAUUCUCUGCUGCCCGCCCUGGAAUGCAUCUCAUGUUCUUCGAAUAAAUGCAAACGACCCCGAGCAGCUCCAGGUGGAAGCAACAGGCUGUGAUUUGGGGAACGGUGAGGGCAAGUGGAAGUCCGGCGUGUUGGGGGCUGAUGGCCAUAUCUACUGUCCGCCCUGGUUUGCUUCGCAUGUUCUGCGAAUCGAUCCACAUGUGGGAACGUCGGAGCUUAUUGGGCCCGAGCUCAUGCUGCCGGAUCCCGUCAAGCUGGCCCAGGAAUUUGGGGACAGCAUCGGUGAUGGGGACGGUGACCUAAAUGAUGAGCAGUGGGGAAAGUGGAUGGACGGGACGCUGGCAUGCAAUGGCUGCUUGUACUGCCAUCCGUGGUGUGCGAAUCGCGUCCUCAAGAUUGACACUCGAAAUGGGUCUGUGGAGCUGAUAGGUCCUGACCUGGGUUGGGCUCCGGACAAGUAUCAUGCUGCAGUGUUAGGAACAGAUGGGGUUAUCUACUGCCCUCCUCAUUCCGCCAGACAUAUUUUGAGAGUUGACGCCUCCACAGACCAAGUUGGCUUCAUUGGACCUGAUUUCGGGGAAACGCCUGGAAAGUGGUGGGCAGGAGCCAUGACUCUGGUCAACACCAUACUUUGCCCACCGCAUUCAGCUGGGCAGGUCCUGCAGAUUGACCUCUUCAGCCAGACGUGCAGCUUGAUCGGGAGAAGCAUUGGUGAUGGCGAGGCAAAGUAUCGUGCGAUCGUGCAAAGCAACGAUGGCUGCUUUUACUGCCCACCAUGCAAUGCACCACAGGUGCUCUGUAUUGAUCCGCUCGUGCCGGAUGCGGACUACAUAGGUCCAGACUUCUGCUGCGGCGGCUUCAAAUGGGUUGUGGCUGGCUUGGGUGAAGAUGGCUGCGUCUACAGUCCGCCUUGGCUGGCGCACAAAUCACUUCGCGUGGAUGUGCCAACACGAUGGGCCCGACAGAUAGGAAAAAAUCAAGGUUGGGGCGGCGGCAAGUGGGAGGCAAUGUAUCCGCACGAGGAUGGCUUCUUCUAUUGCCCUCCACUGUGCGCAACAGACGCGUUGAGCCUGGACACGCUCAUUGGCACGACGGAGUUGCUGACUCCUGACUUGGGCAAAGUCUCCAAGAAGUGGCGCUGCGCAGGAAGGUCGUGUGCAGGAGAUGUGUACUGCCCACCCUUUGGACACGACAAGGUGUUGCGCUUGACAUUCAAAAGUUUGCAAUUGGAUUCGCCAUCGGGAACAAAGGAUGUGCCUGGAUCACGAGCUUCAAGCCAUGUGCAAGAAUCACGGGCUUCAAGCCGUACACAGGCCUAA